AUGCAACGUUAUGCGGUAUCAGAUGAUCAGACAACAAGACAAUUGGGCUGGUCUAGAGACCAAUUGCGCGCGUACCUUUCGCCUGAACCACGACGUAUUCGAACUGCAUCGGACAUUGCAGAUACGGCGGUAGACAAACUACUGAUGCGGUAUCGUGUGGCGUUGGCACAUCAAACGCUAAAAAGCGCUGUAAUGAAGCCACUCAAGCCUUUCGAUGGCAGUUUACGGAGAUCUGCUGCACCAUUACAGUUUGGACGCAAUGCAGUAGACGGAAGAAGAAGCAUUAUUUAUGCAGACGCAGCAACAUCCAUGCAACAGAAAGUUGCAACGGGUGUAGAGCAGACCGGCAAUAGGAAGCGAAAACGGAGGGUUAUCGUACUGCCGUUGGAUGCUUCAGCUACUAAAGUGGAGACUGUGGUGUCAAAUGACAGUAGCAGGAAGACCAAGGUAAAUUUAGGAUCGACAGCAAGUCAGCUUGUUGUACGGAAGACGCGGCAUGUUUUUGCCAAGACGGAGCUAAUCUGUCCCAUUCGCCUUGACGUCGACUUGGAUGGUAUUCGAUUCCAGGAUACUUUUCUCGUCAAUUCAGCCCUGACUACUUGCUCACCGGAAAUCCUUGCUUGUCAUAUAGCCCAGGAUGAACAGAUGAGCGAAAAACAUAGAGAUGCUAUUGCGGAAUCGAUCCGGCGACAAAUGUUCAUGUAUAACUCGUGUUUGAGCACGAAGCUUAAGAAUGGGCGGAUAUGUCCUAUCUACGUGGAUCUCAUUAUCGAUGGUUUUUCCUUACGCGAUCAGUUUGAGUGGGAUAUAUCCAACGACUGUCACGCUGCACAGACAUUUGCUAGUACGCUUUGUGCAGACUUGAAUCUGCCGAAAGCAUUUGAGCCAGCCAUCGUUUUUUCGAUCGUCGAGCAGGUGAUGGCUUAUCGUAUCGCAUUAAAUGGGCACAAAUGGAUUGGGGCAAAUCCGUUUCAAGCAAAAGGCACCGACGUCACACUAUCAACUUCGAGCGCAGGGUAUAUUGAGACAAUGCCACCCGUGGACGAUAUUGUGCGUGACACAAACGACGCAAACUUAUGGCAACCCAUAUUGAGUGAGCUAUCCAGCGAAGAGAGGACAUAUUUAUCUUCACAACUAGCGGCUGCUCGAGCUCCUACAACAUGGAAGAGCAUGCCAGUGCUUUUACGAACUAACGGGCGAUCAAAUCGAUCAGUUCGGCCAGUAUUGAAGGAAAACCGUCUUCCCCGACCAGUCAAUCCUUUUAUCGUGUACUGUCAAAUGCAGAAGGAAGCGCUAGGCAAAACACGUCGCUCUGCGUCCGAGGCAAGAAAAAUCAUGGGUGACAUGUGGCGUAAAUGUACAGAAGAGGAGAAAGAGUAUUAUGCGCAAGUGACCGAGGUGGAAAACGAAAAAAGGCGUCGGGAUCAUAUUCUGGAUAUGCGCGACCGUGCAAUUGCCGACUGGGAGGAGGAUGAAGCUCGUCGAAAAGGGUUAUUAGCUUCCACUACGUUAGAGGCAUCUACAGAUCAUAUUCGUGGUCUCUUGCUUGAAAACUAUAUGAGCGAGCGACACGAAGUAGACAUGAAUAGACAAGAAGAGUCAGCAGCUGAUCCUACCGAAGAGAAUGAAGAGGAGGACGAGGAGGAUGAGAAUGAGCACGAGAUGGCGUAG
This is a messenger RNA of Peronospora belbahrii, 1671 nucleotides long. The record is from the annotation of a GenBank genome assembly. NCBI's taxonomy places the organism in Eukaryota, Oomycota, Peronosporomycetes, Peronosporales, Peronosporaceae.